Astyanax mexicanus (Mexican tetra) is the source of this 5469-nucleotide messenger RNA. It is a transcript of the gene zdhhc16b, whose product is annotated as zinc finger DHHC-type palmitoyltransferase 16b. NCBI's taxonomy places the organism in Eukaryota, Metazoa, Chordata, Actinopteri, Characiformes, Acestrorhamphidae. Gene Ontology annotation, cellular component: Golgi apparatus. The record is from RefSeq and is a predicted model, not a curated record. The transcript is spliced from 10 exons. Gene Ontology annotation, biological process: protein palmitoylation. The coding region runs from base 170 to 1240 and encodes 356 amino acids. Gene Ontology annotation, molecular function: palmitoyltransferase activity.
UUUUGAAAUUGAGUCAAAUCGCUCACAUGAAGCCGUAGAGCGGUGAACUGAACGGGGGUUCUUAGCUAAAUUUAACCUUAAUUCUUUAUUAUUUAGAAAUGUCUUAAAGGCCAGCUCCGUGAUGAACACGUUCCUGACUUUUUAAGGAACCAUUAUUGGGAGGGGGGGGAUGCGUAGCUGGAGGUGGUAUUUCUCCCGGGUCAUGCACCUCUCCCUGCGCUGGUUCCGGCUGUGUCCUCGGCGGAGGCGGCCCAAGCGGCCCGGAAGAGUCCGGGAUCUGUGGAACUACGGAAAAGUCGUCCUCAACUCCCUCUACUUCAACACCCUCUCCAACUGGGACACGGUGCUCGACUCCAUGUUCGAGCCCGUUUACUGGCUGGUGGAUAACCUGACCCGCUGGUUCGGGGUGGUGUUUGUGUGCCUGGUGAUUGCCCUCACCAGCUCUGUGGUGGUGAUAGUGUAUCUCUGCGUGAUCCCGCUGAUCAUAGAGACCUACCCCGCUCACUGGAUCCUCUGGCACCUCUGUUACGGCCACUGGAACCUCGUAAUGGUGGUCUUUCACUAUUACAAAGCCUCUACAACCUCACCCGGAUACCCACCACAGGAGAAGAGUGAUAUUCCAACAGUGACCAUCUGUAAGAAAUGUAUUGUUCCCAAACCGGCCAGAACACACCACUGCAGCAUCUGCAACACGUGUGUUUUGAAAAUGGACCAUCAUUGUCCCUGGCUAAAUAACUGCGUGGGCCACUUUAACCAUCGCUACUUCUUCUCCUUCUGCCUCUAUAUGACCAUGGGCUGCAUCUACUGCAGCAUCAGCGCCAAAGACAUGUUCCUGGAUGCUUAUAAUGCCAUCGAGAGCUACUAUCAGACUCCUCCUCCUCCGUUUACGUCUCACGAGAGGUUGUUUCAUAAGAGCCUUCUUUACCUGUGGGUUCUUACCAGCUCGGUGGCGAUGGCUUUGGGAGCCCUGACCAUCUGGCACGCCGUGCUGAUCACCAGAGGAGAGACCAGCGUGGAGAGACACAUCAACCGUAAAGAGAGAAGACGACUGAGAGAGAGGGGCAAGGUGUUCCGGAAUCCAUAUCACAACGGGAGAAUAAACAACUGGAAAAUCCUGUUUGGUGUAGAGAAGAGCAGUCACUGGUUAACACGGGUGCUCUUACCGUCCAACCAUCCACCUCAUGGAGAUGGGAUCACCUGGGACAGUCCUCCACACAGAAAGGAGCCUGAGGCAAUAUGAACUUUGAGUCAGAUAAGACGGACCCACAUUUAAGUCCCGCCCUCCACGGGCAGUCGCCGCACUGCAGGCCGAGGAGAGUGAAUCCGAACUACUGCGACGCUGUGGUGGCUACGUUCACAUUACAAACAUUAAUUCAGAUUAUUAUUUUGCUUAGAUCAAUUCUCUCACCCUGCCUAAAUAUUUCCAAGAGUGAUCUUUCCCUAUAUUACCCAGCAUGCAUUAGAAAAAAUACGGAAAUACAUAAUACUACCACUAGUAACCCUCGAAACAGCGAUCAGAUAGAAGGUGGGGGGGAUGGGGGGCAGCAUACAUCAUCAGAGGGUGUAUAAAAUGGAAAAUCACAUGCAAUCACAGUGUCUCUUUAACCCAUAAGAGCCCAGACCCAUUUCUGAAUAUUUAUACCAAUUUCAAAACUGAAUCAAAUAUAUUCUAAUUAAUUGAGUAGCUUAUUGCAGAAACAUGAAUGUAAAUAUUUUAAGAUUAAAAUCUUGAUGUAACAUAAAUAUGACAACAGCAAUUUCUUAACUAUUAUUAAAAUCUGUUCUAGAAUUUAGGUCAGAACUAGUUGUAGGGAACUGAAAACAUUAAUUUAAGCAUUUGAACUAUUAAAUUUACAUUUACAGCAUUUAGCUGACACUCUUAUCCAGAGUGACUUACAAGGUUUUUCCUAUUACAGAGUUGUUAAGAGUUUUGCCCAGGCACUUUUAUUUGUGUAGCCCAACAUUCAGUCUCCCAAAACGGGAAUUAAACUGCAGUCUCCCACGCAAUGUGAUGGCAAGUAAUGGUGUUAUCCACUGCGCCACCACACCAAACACAUAAAUGGUUAAAUCAAAGCAGUAGAAGCAAAUAAUAAACUAGUUUAGUUUUAUCUCCGGCACUAUUCCUAAUGCAUUCCUACAUUCUGUAAAUAAAGGCAGAUAAAGGAACACAGGCAGAUUUACACACUGUCCUGUAGUGAUGCUCUCAGGAUGUUUAGUAUGUGUCAUUUAGGGACUUUAUGAGUUAAAGUGAAGUGCUGUAAAAAACUUUACACAGCUUUUAAAGGGUCUGUGACACACAUCACCAUGGGCUCUUCUGGGUUAAAAAUCACAUAACUGAUUAAUUAUACUGACAUGCCAUAUGUCACGGGACAUCUAGAAAUCUGCCACAUCACAUGGAAUUUAAACAAUGCUGCACUGAUCUGUGGGAUAUGUCUAUGGGCCUCCUGCAUUGAAUUUGUAUGUUUAUGAUAUCUGCCGUAGUCUAUUGUCUGUUCAGAAGACAAUUCUAGCCAGACACCGCCUGGUAUGAUCAUUACCACCCACUGCAGUACUGUAUACUGUUCACUGUGGGUGGUAAUAAUGCCUUCUGUGACGUAUUCACAGUUCAAAUGUGAUACUGUUGAUCGGGAAAUGUUAAAUACCCACACAGCUUCAGAAAUAGAACUUCCUCCCAUCUGGCUCCUACAAUUUGCCUUGUCGUGAGCAUGCUGGCCAGUGUUUAACCUCACUCACAACGUAUACAGGUGUGUUCAUUCCCAAGGUGUCCCUAAAUGUAUAACACAUGUUCGAGAUCAAUUGACAUAAUGCUAUCUGGAUCAGGCUACACAUACCGUAAAAGACGUGGCUCGGAUCUGAUUUGCUCCCAUUGGUCUGGUUUCCAGAAAAAGGAUUAAAGCCCAGUCAGAGCAGAAAUAUCAGUUUUGCACCUGCAGCCUGAUAAUGUGAACAUAGCCUCUGGUGUCAGCCUCGUCAUGUGGAGAAGCUGUUUUUAUGUGUUUUGUACCAUAAUGUGUGUGUGUGUGUGUGUUUGUGUGUGAUUUAGGCGUUUAAGUGACUACUGUGACAGAAGUGAGCGAGUACCGAGUUCAGAAGCUGCACUUGGUGCCAAAGAGCUUUCAAAGACUCUUCUGUGAGAACUGUGUGAAAGUGGUUAGAUCUUUGCUAUUUAUGAAAAAUGUGCAUAUUUUAUUGGGUACUGGAAUGUCCAGCAAUUUCCUAAAGGAGGUCCAUGCAUUUCACUAUAACAAAACAAAACAAAAAAAAAGUAGUUGCAUCCAGAAGAAAGUGUAUUUUUGCAAUGCUGUUUGGAAGGAGGAUUAGGAAGAAGGUUAUCAGAAAUUGAUUAAUUGAUUUUGGUGUUAAGGGCGGCUAUUGUAAUAGUCUGUGUGCAUGCAGCCGUCUGCCAAUGGUGCAGGCACUGUUUUGUAGCAAAGAGCAUCUAUGCUUGCUGUUGCAUCUCUCCAUGCAUGGUGGACAAUUUAAGACCAUUCCUCGCUACGAUACGACCCCUCGCAAGCUCUUCCAACAGCUCAAAUUGCUUUUAAACUGUUCUCAGAGGCAGGCUUUGCUUGCAAAGGAUGCUACCAACAUAAGAGCACCAGGAAUCAACCCUAUAUAUAUAGUCAGUAAGGUACAGCUGCUUAUGUCACAUGACCAUCUGAGCGUGAAACCUGAAUAAUUUGCAUUUCUCAUAAUGUCAAAUCUACCUACCAAAUUUCAUUCCUGUUGGUUGAUUCCUUCUGGGUGCAACUAUUUUAUUUUAUUUUUUUAACAUGAUGUGUGUAAAAUCACGCAGCUUUCUAAACAUACGGCUCCAUUAGCAUGCUAAAGAUGCUAAUGCUCUGGGUUUUUUUUUUUCCCAGUUGUGCCUUUAAACAUAUAUGAAAUCUCAUGCAAAUUUGUGCACAAGACUCCCAGGCCGAGUCUGGAUUCUUCACAGCUAAACUGACCAUUAUAUCAUUAAAAAAACUGCAGUACAGAUCAACCAGAGUUGUGCUGCCUUCCAUCUGAGUUCUGAUGUUCAAAAUUCAAGAUGGCUGCUCUGCACAUCAACAGUGGUUAAAGCAGUAGUAUUAUUGAGUUUAUUAUACAGCACAUCUAUCUAUUAGUGUCAUAAUCAGUCGUAAACACAGUACUCACCAACUUUCCAAUUGUUAUCAUUGCCCCAGGUUAGCAGUACUAGUUAUUAACAGUGCAUUGUGUUGUAUUUUGCCCAUUCAAACACCAUGGAAUCAUGUCCACGAAUAGAGGUUGGACAUUACUGGUCAGUGUAAUAUUCAGCAGUUUAAUUUUCUGAUCAUAUUAAGCUAAAUUCAAGAAUAGAAAAUAUAGGUAUAGGUAUAAAACUUAAUUAUUUAGUUUUUCAUUCAUUAUAGUGGAAAAACAAAUUUUCAAUUAUUUAGUUUUUUUAUUCUAGCCUUUCGCAAACAGAAUCUUGUAACACAAAUCUAAUGAUGUAAUCCAACUUGCAAAAUGCAAAAAAAAAAAUCAAAAAAAGAAAAGUGGAGUUGGGGUAAAAUCCUCCCUCUAAGAAUUGGGACAACACUUCAGGCACAUGAUACAGAUAUUUAUAUAUAUACACACACAACUUAAUUCCUCUGUGAUUGGGAGCUAAAAUUAGCAUUCCACCUUAAAUACUGUACUCGCUGUCAUCUUUUACUCUAUUUAAGGUGGAACAGGAAGGAUUGCUAGCUAGACUUUUUUUAUUUAAUUUUUUGCUUCUUAUGAAGAAACAGUCAAUAAAACAUUUACACUACAUGUUAAACAAUGGUAAUAUAGCUAGUGGUUCCCAUCAUUUUAACAAUGAAAAUAAUGAUAUUUUUGGUCGCUUGUGCCAGUGCUUCUUAUAAUCCUCUGUUUUGAGUGUGCCUCUAAAACAAAAAUCUCAGUUUAAAGGAUCAAGUAGCCCCAACACUUCCCCUAACCUACCCCUGCAGCCUAACAAGAAUCUGGGCACCCUUACCCCUAGGCAUGAACAUGCAUGGAUAAGUGGUAGGGCCAAGGGGUAAAAUGGGAUUGAGCCUUGAUGUGAGGCAGCCAUCUUGGAUUUUAAACUUUGGGUUAACGUGAUUCCCAGAUAAAAAGCAUUCCAGUUAAAAUGUCCUUCCUGGAACUAGCAAAUUCCCACAGCCAAGCAAUAUAAGUUAACUUGAGCGUGACGUCAUUAGAAACUGCAACAUUCGACAACAAGAUACAAGGUAAACAGUACGCAGCAUAACAAUGACCUGUCUGGUUGAGGAUAACACCUCUUUAGCCUAUUCCAACAUCCUCCACAUUCAUUUUGACCAGUGAUUGAUAAGGACAAAUAAAUCAGCGCUGCUAAAACACUGAUGCACAAAAGGAGAACGCAGCAUGCUAGCAAUAACUACCACCAUGACGGUACAAGAUACAGGAGCUGUGCUCCAGAUGAUGAUGUGCAUAUUUCUACAUUUACUUUUUAUACAAUAAAUAAGCUUUUAAAUAAAUGCA